Molecule: messenger RNA, 1518 nt
Organism: Marchantia polymorpha subsp. ruderalis
Lineage: Eukaryota; Viridiplantae; Streptophyta; Marchantiopsida; Marchantiales; Marchantiaceae
Source: the annotation of a GenBank genome assembly
UCGGUAGCCACAAUCGGGGUCUAGUCGCGUGCAUCCAUCGAGGAGACCGAUCGCUGGGGACGAGAGCUGGGAUUUGGGGUUGUGAAGCACAAUGGCGGCCAUGGCAGCGUGCACCGUGAGCACUGCGGUGGUUUCCAACGCCAGGUUGGCGACCAAGGAGCACGGUGCCGCCAGUAGCUCGAGCUGCAGGAGCGUCGUGAGCUUCGGAGCUCAGCCCGCGUCUCUAUGGAAGACCUUCGGGGUUUCCAAGACCCAGGGGAAGGGCGUCGUGAUGAUGGCCAAGAAGGAAAUUAACGAGUCGCUCCUGACGCCCAGGUUUUACACCACCGACUUCGAGGAGAUGGAGCAGCUGUUCAACCAGGAUAUCAACAAGAACCUUAACCAGGCCGAGUUCGAUGCUCUGUUGCAGGAGUUUAAGACCGACUACAACCAGACUCACUUCGUGAGAAACGCCGAGUUUAAGGAAGCCGCCAGCAAGAUCCAGGGCCCUAUGAGACAGAUUUUCGUCGAAUUUCUCGAGCGGUCAUGCACUGCUGAAUUUUCCGGUUUCCUUCUGUACAAGGAGUUGGGACGAAGGCUGAAGAAAACCAACCCUGUUGUUGCCGAAAUUUUCACCCUUAUGUCUAGGGACGAGGCAAGACAUGCUGGUUUCUUGAACAAGGGACUGUCUGACUUUGGCCUAGCUCUGGAUCUCGGAUUCCUAACCAAGGCCAGGAAGUAUACAUUCUUCAAGCCUAAAUUCAUCUUCUACGCCACCUACUUGUCGGAGAAGAUCGGCUACUGGAGGUACAUCUCCAUCUACAGGCACUUGAAGGAAAACCCCGAGUUUCAGUGCUACCCCAUCUUCAAGUACUUUGAGAACUGGUGCCAAGACGAGAACAGACACGGUGAUUUCUUCUCUGCAUUGAUGAAGGCCCAGCCCCAGUUUCUGAACGACUGGAAGGCCAAGUUGUGGUCACGCUUCUUCUGCCUCUCGGUGUACAUCACCAUGUACUUGAACGAUACCCAGAGGAACGACUUCUACCAGGGCAUCGGAUUGGACACGAAGAAGUUUGAUAUGCACGUCAUCAUUGAGACCAACCGCACUACCGCCCGUAUCUUCCCUGCUGUACCGGACGUCGAGAGUCCCGAGUUCCAGAGGAAGCUCGACCGCAUGGUUGAAUACAACCAGGCUUUGAUCAAAAUCGGAGAGAGCGACGCCCCUGGCGCCCUUAAGAAUUUGCAGAAAAUCCCUAUCAUCGCUCAGUUUGCGGCCGAGGUCCUGGCUAUGUUCUUGAUGAAGCCAGUAGAGUCUGGCUCCUUGGACUUUGUAGAUUUUGAACCCCAGGUCGUGUACUAAAAUCUUAGAUAAUUUGCUGCACAUGAUGUGCGGGUGUAUGUGUAAAAACUCUUUCGAAAUUGCAACUUUCCUGGUAGAAUCAGCUGGGGCAGAGGAGGUGUGGCAUAUCAUACAUGUCGCUCCUGAUGUACAUGAAACACUGUAACUGAAUUUUGAGCAAUUACCGCGCGGAUUAUUGU